This is a messenger RNA of Pseudoliparis swirei, 1131 nucleotides long. Its product is annotated as myozenin-2-like. Lineage: Eukaryota; Metazoa; Chordata; Actinopteri; Perciformes; Liparidae. Bases 610 to 1116 code for a protein of 168 amino acids. The record is from RefSeq and is a predicted model, not a curated record. Gene Ontology annotation, cellular component: Z disc; actin cytoskeleton. The transcript is spliced from 4 exons. Gene Ontology annotation, molecular function: telethonin binding; actin binding; FATZ binding.
CUUACAGAAUGGAAAGUAUUAAAUUGUGUGACACCUUAAUGUAAUUUAUGGACCACUCCCCCAAACCUUUCUAUCUGACAAAAUGAUAUCAGGGUAUAUUUAUAUUGUGUGUCCACCAUGGUCCAGCUAUUAAACCAGCUCUAAAAAUCAGAACCUUCCCAAGUUAGAUUGUGAUAGUUAGAUUAUAUGCAAUCAAUCAAUUUAUAUGGUAUUAAAACAAUAUUUUUUUCUACAAAAGAGUGUAGGGAUUACAACAAAGGCAUUCACCAUUUAAGUCUAUAUUGUGCUUUUGUUGUGGUUAUUGCCAAACAAAUGUGCAAUUAUAAUGAUAAAUUGAUUCCCAUACCAUAAGACUUUAGGACCCCCGAGACAAUUGCCCACAUUUCCCUAGAAAUUGGCAAUCUAAUAACAUAAUAUACAAACAUUUGUGCUUGGUUAUCCUCUUCACAAAAUGCACCUUAACUACGUAUGUGUUUUAGUUUUUGAAAAUAUUGUUCGCUCACCAUUACUUAAUAUGAAAUAAUUAAUACACUGAUUGAUUGAUGAAUAUUUGUCUACUAAAUCUGAACAUUAUGCAGGUUUUUUUUCUUCCUCUUUAUCUUCAUCUUUAUGUACAUCAUUUAUAUCUCUACAGGGGACGUAAUGGAUCUUGGAAAGAAGCACAGCAUUCCUCAAGACAUUAUGUUGGAAGAGUUAUCAUUGCUUUCCAACAGAGGUUCCCGGCUUUUCAAAAUGCGCCAGAGGAGAUCUGAAAAAUAUACAUUUGAAAGUAUACAAAAUGAGGCAAACACACAGCUGAAUAAUGAUAUUUUAACUCAUACACACAAUGUGGAAAUUAAAGUGGACGCACCAGCCGAUGGAAAUACUGUUAAUCCAGAAAUCACUAUUUCAGACAUGACUGCAGAGAAGGUAACAGCCACAACUAUGCCCAAUUCCUACCACUCCCCGUGGGAUCAGGCAAUCCUCAGUAACCCCGACCUUGCCGGAUCCCUCAAACUGACCAUGUCAGGACCUGACCCACGACCAGACCUUCCUGAGUACAAAGCUUUAACCGGGUUGCCACUCCUUUUGGUGGCUUUGACAAAGCUCCAAGAGGAAUCACGUUCAAGCUCCUGAGGUGGACCUGAACCC